AUGCCAAAAGCCUCUCGUCGCUCAUCUGGCGCAGCGAGCGUCUCUCGCGCAGAGCCAUACCCCGCGAUCAAGCCUGGCGACAAACCAUCUACUACAUCUGCAGCGAAAAGCACGAAGAGAACAUCCUCCCAGAAAGCCUCAACUUCCUCGAAAGCCAGCGAUUCGAAAGUACUCACUGAAAAGUCGCCCAACAAGCUCAAUGUCCCCACUUUACAGACUCCGCCAAACAACAACUCUUUCCUCGAUGUAACCCUCGACACCGACGCUAUUUACGACACUUGCUCCACCGUACGUCAGAUAAUCAACGCUCUACUUGGCAAAGACAACAAAAAUCCCAAGAAUCUGAAUCCUGCCGACGUCGACAAGGAUGGGAACCCGAAGCCCUUCACCAAAGCCUCUUUCUGCCGAGCUGUUGGCUCCAGACCAGACAUGUUGCGGCGUUUCAUGGCUGCAAAAAAGAUGAUGGGUGGUGCGGAGAGUGCGAUAUAUCCACCUGCUUAUAAGUUUUUCGAGAAUAAGAGAGUGUGGGAGGGUGCGAAGAAGACGAAGACAAGAGAGAAGGUUGAGAGCGAUCGUCCACAUGGUCUCCCUCUUCGCGAACCUCAGAGUUACAAGAAUCGCAGGAAGAUCAAGCCUGUCCGUGGCAGCAGACUGGAGGAUUUCUUGGAUGAGUAUGGGCAAUGA
This is a messenger RNA of Mollisia scopiformis, 684 nucleotides long. RefSeq lists its product as uncharacterized. The coding region runs from base 1 to 684 and encodes 227 amino acids. The record is from RefSeq and is a predicted model, not a curated record. Lineage: Eukaryota; Fungi; Ascomycota; Leotiomycetes; Helotiales; Mollisiaceae. The transcript is spliced from 2 exons.